UGAUAUAAUUUAAAAAUUAAAAUUAGGGGGAAAAAUGCAUGUAUAUGUAUAUGUGUAUGUGUAUGUAUAGAUUAGGGUAUGAGAUUUGAGUGUGAAUGUUGAUGAUUUGGUGUGGGGUGAAUUGGUGAAGAAUAUAGUAAGAGGGGUGAUAAGUGCAAACACGAAAGAAUUUUUCGUGUUUGUAGGAAACGAUAGGAGUGACGGAUUCGACAAGUGAAAAUAGGAGGGAGGUUGGUUGUGGAGCUGCUGGUCUGGAGUGCUUACUAAAUAUUGUCAGGGCCCUAAGAAUGGGGUCCUGCUUAUCUGGCAGCGAAAGCAGGAGCCCUCACCCAAGCUCCCCAACCACACCUACUAGUUUUGGUGGUAAAAAGCGAAGGAAUUCCAAGAAACGAACGUCUAGGAGUUCUUCGUUUAAUUCGCAGAGGGAAGAUCACCUUCAUCGGAUUCCUGGCAGGAUGUUUUUGAAUGGUUCUAGUGAUGUUGCUUCGCUUUUUACUCAACAAGGGAAAAAGGGUACCAAUCAAGAUGCCAUGAUUGUUUGGGAGAAUUUUGGGUCAAGAACAGACACAGUCUUCUGUGGUGUGUUUGAUGGUCAUGGCCCUUUCGGUCACCUGGUUGCUAAGAGAGUGAGGGACUCCCUCCCCUUGAAGCUAAGUACAAAUUGGGAAGUCAAUGUCAAGGGUAGUAGCGAUGUCCUGCGGGAAUACACCCUUAAUGAAGAAACACCUAUUAUUUCUGAGGAUUCCCGGGCCUUUUUAGAUCUUGAAAUCAAUACGAACCCUGAGAAAUUGCAGGUGCUAAAGGAUUCAUUUCUGAAGGCUUUCAAAGUCAUGGACAGGGAACUGCGGAUGUAUGCUAAUAUUGACUGUUUCUGUAGCGGGACUACAGCAGUAACCCUGAUUAAACAGGGUCAGGAUCUUAUAAUUGGAAAUGUUGGGGAUUCCAGAGCCAUAUUGUGCACUAGAGAUAAAAAUAAUUCUCUUGUUGCUGUUCAGCUGACUGUGGAUCUAAAACCAAAUCUUCCAGCGGAAGCAGAACGUAUUCGGAAAUGCAAAGGGCGAGUUUUUGCCCUUCAAGAUGAACCUGAUGUCACUAGGGUUUGGCUACCUAACUACGACUCUCCUGGCCUAGCCAUGGCUCGUGCUUUCGGGGACUUUUGCCUCAAAGAUUUUGGUCUCAUCUCUGUCCCCGAUAUCUUUUAUCGUCAUUUAACCGAAGAUGACCAGUUUGUCGUCUUGGCAACUGACGGGAUUUGGGAUGUGCUCACAAACAAAGAUGUAGUCAAUAUUGUAGCCUCUGCUGAAACACGUUCUUGUGCGGCUCAAGCAGUGGUUGAGUCAGCGGUACGUGCUUGGAAGUACAAGUACCCAACUUCUAAAGUUGAUGACUGUGCAGUUGUUUGCCUAUUUCUUACCCCGCAUCCGGAAAACGUCUCCACUGCUUCAGCUACUGACAUGGCUACUUCCAUUGAGAAAAACGAGCCGGUUUCCUUGAAACCUAGUGAUACAGUUACUGUUCAAACUGGUGAAGCGUUGCAAGGAGAUGGAAGCGAUGCAGAUGAUGAUGACGACCUUGCUGGAAACCUAGAAGAGGAUAAGGAAACCAUGAACGACGAAGGUGUAAUUGACUGGUCCGCCCUUGAAGGUGUUUCUCGUGUCAACACAUUGUUAACUUUGCCACGGUUUGUGCCUGAAGAGGCAGAAAAACAAACACCGGAACAGAAAAAGACCAAUUGAGGACAGGUUUCGGGAUUUCCGUUCCAAUCUAUUGUUUCUUUGUUCAAAUAUUAGAAGAAAAAAGGAGAAAAAGAACGAAAAUGAAGCAGAAAAAAAAGGAACAAAGCCUCGACUGUAUUAGAGUGUCGGGGCCAAAUUGAUAUUUUUGUAAAAGCAGCAGUGCUUCUUGGGUAAAAUUUAAUUUCAAUUUAUUUUAUGUUUUUGUUUUGCUAAAGUUAUGCCAUUUGUUAAUCAAAUAAUAAUGUAAUUCAAUUUUUAUAUAUUUCAUAAUUUGAUUUUUAUGAUCAAAUAAAAGUAGAAAACCUUGCGUGGAUGGUGAUUCAUAAUUA
Molecule: messenger RNA, 2065 nt
Organism: Erigeron canadensis
Lineage: Eukaryota; Viridiplantae; Streptophyta; Magnoliopsida; Asterales; Asteraceae
Product: probable protein phosphatase 2C 33
Exons: 5
Coding region: 288-1736 (482 amino acids)
Biological process (GO): protein dephosphorylation
Molecular function (GO): protein serine/threonine phosphatase activity
Source: RefSeq, a predicted model, not a curated record